Messenger RNA from Manis javanica (Malayan pangolin), 920 nucleotides. It is a transcript of the gene SNRNP27, whose product is annotated as small nuclear ribonucleoprotein U4/U6.U5 subunit 27. The record is from RefSeq and is a predicted model, not a curated record. Lineage: Eukaryota; Metazoa; Chordata; Mammalia; Pholidota; Manidae. Gene Ontology annotation, biological process: RNA splicing. Gene Ontology annotation, cellular component: precatalytic spliceosome.
UUUCGACGUUUUCCAGUCGGCGAUAAAAGCGCAGUACCGGACCCUCUCGGAAGUUGUUGCACAGUCGUUUCCGGGGCGGUGUGCGGUGGAGGAGGACUUCAAUGGGUCGCAGCCGCAGCCGGUCCCCACGGAGGGAGCGUAGGCGGUCCCGGUCCACAUCUCGGGAGAGAGAACGCAGGCGCCGAGAAAGGUCCCGGUCCCGGGAGAGAGAUAGGAGAAGGAGCCGCUCUCGAUCCCCCCACAGAAGACGCUCUAGAUCUCCAAGACGACAUAGAUCCACAUCUCCUUCCCCUUCUCGACUGAAAGAAAGAAGAGAUGAGGAAAAGAAAGACACAAAAGAAACAAAGAGCAAAGAACGUCAAAUUACUGAGGAAGAUUUAGAGGGCAAAACUGAGGAAGAAAUAGAAAUGAUGAAGUUAAUGGGCUUUGCCUCCUUUGACUCCACAAAAGGGAAAAAGGUGGAUGGCUCUGUAAAUGCCUAUGCUAUAAAUGUGUCUCAGAAGAGGAAGUACAGGCAGUACAUGAAUCGAAAAGGUGGAUUCAACAGACCUUUGGAUUUCAUUGCAUGAGAACUGAAAUGUUGAAGAAUGAUUUUUUUUCCUUUGAUCUUGAGCAGAAGAGUGGAUUUUAUAUUUUGUAUUUAAUGUGCAUCAAAAACAGGAUCACAGUUCUCCCUCCUUGUAAAGUAAGAAAAUUUUAUUUAUGAUGUAUGCAGUUCAUUUACACUGCCUCAAAAGAAAAAUGGUUAAUAUUACACUUUUUUCUUUUAGGAAAUAUUUGGGGCAGUCAUCACCCCUAUUUUUUUGUCCUUAUUCCAUGAAAACUAUAUAUGUUUUCUUCUUGGAUGCGCAUUAGGACUUUUUUAAACACUUAAAAGUAAUUUGGAUGUAAGUUUCUCAAAUAAAGCAGUAUUUCUACCC